Messenger RNA from Aureobasidium melanogenum CBS 110374, 1494 nucleotides. Its product is annotated as MFS general substrate transporter. Gene Ontology annotation, molecular function: transmembrane transporter activity. The coding region runs from base 1 to 1494 and encodes 497 amino acids. The transcript has 2 exons. Lineage: Eukaryota; Fungi; Ascomycota; Dothideomycetes; Dothideales; Saccotheciaceae. The record is from RefSeq and is a predicted model, not a curated record. Gene Ontology annotation, biological process: transmembrane transport.
AUGUUUGCUUGGUUGACGGGUACCGACACCACUCCUCCCACCUUUCUCGAGAUCAGAAGUUCGAAUUGGUUGAUUAUCAGUACCGUUGCUGCUGCGGUGUUCACCGACGUGUUUCUUUAUGGAAUCAUCGUGCCAGUCCUACCUUUUGCCUUGAGCGGCCGUGCUGGUAUAGCGGAGGAUAAUGUCCAAUCCAUGAUAUCAGUACUCUUGGCUGUAUACGGCGGCGCCUUACUGAUCGGAGCACCCAUUUGUGGAUGGGUAGCUGAUCGGUUCGAGUCGCGGCGAUGGAGCUUUAUGGUUGGAUUGCUGGCACUAGCUGGGUCAACGAUAUUCUUGGUCGUUGGUAACAGUCUUGCUCUUAUCGUUGUUGGUCGUAUCCUUCAGGGACUUUCAGCAGCCGUGGUUUGGGUUGUCGGUCUGGCAUUAUUGCAAGAUACUGUUGGCUCCGAGUCAAUCGGACAGGCGAUGGGCUAUGUUGGAAUUGCCAUGUCUUUGGCAUACUUGCUCGGUCCGCUGCUCGGUGGCAUCGUUUUUGAACGUGCUGGAUACUAUGCCGUCUUUGCAAUGGCAUUUGCGCUUCUAGGCAUCGAUGCAAUCCUCAGACUUCUGAUGAUUGAGAAAUCAGUAGCUUCAAAGUGGGGGCCUAAAGCACUUGAAGUAACCGCAGAUACCGAACACAAAGGCAGCACCGACGAUCACAAAGCUGACCCGGAAUGUCACACACCCGAAGUUGAGAUACCUGCGGUGACACACGAACGACGCAGGCUCCCCAGAGUCUUCUCACUACUGUCGUCAUACAGACUCGACGCCGCUUUAUUCGGCUGCUUCAUCAGCGCAGCGCUGCUUACCUCAUUCGACUCAAUCUUGCCAUUAUAUGUCAACGAAAUCUGGGGCUGGAACUCCAUCGGUGCUGGACUGAUCUUUCUGGCCGUCACAAUCCCCUCUUUUACUGGACCUCUUGUCGGUGGAUAUGCAGACAAGCACGGCGUCAGAUGGCUAGCGGCAAGUGGCUUCAUCAUCGUUGGUCCUUGUUUCAUUCUUAUGCGCCUUGUCGAUCACAACGACAUCCGCCAAAAGGUGUUACUUUGCGCACUCCUAGCCUUGAUUGGUCUUGGAAUCACUCUAUCGCUCACACCACUGAUGGCAGAAGUAUCAUAUGCUGUCGAUGCUCAAGGUGCAAAAAGACCAGCAGGCUUCUUUGGCAAGAAUGGUGCGUUUGCUCAAGCGUAUGGGUUGUUUAACAUGGCAUAUGCAGCUGGAACUUUGGCUGGACCUUUGCUUGCAGGCUUAGUCAAGCAGAGAGCUGGCUGGGGUACCACGACGUUGGUGCUUGGCUGUGUCUCGUUUGUUUGUGUGGUGCCGACAGUGAUUUGGUGUGGAGGUUCUAUCUUCAAGCUGAGGAGAAAACAAACGGCCGAGAAGGCGGAGACAGCGGAGGGUGUACGGAAAACAAGUCCGUCGAGUACGAGUGCGAGUAGCGAGGUGAAUGUUUGA